AUGGAUGGCGACAAACCCAAUGCCAGCGACUACAAUUGCAUCGAAGAUACAUACGAUACAAGCAAGUCCAUGACAAGCAAAGCACUUUGCAGCACUCAUGAGAUGUAUGGUGACGGCGAGAUGGAUCCCCAUCUCUACACUGACGUCGCCACCAUGGACAAGCCCUGCGAGCCCUGUCUCCAAGCGACCAUCGGAGGAGCCAUCAAGACCUUUGUCGAUGCCAAGGACAUGGACACCUACGCUCGUCGUGAGCGUCUCGGCAUCACCACUGCCAUCACUCCCUUCAACCUCUCCGCUGCUCGGCGCUCUUCCCUCAUUGCCACUUCCCCCACCACUGGCGUCCCUGGCUAUCAGAUCCACGAUACCCUUAACGCCUCCAAAGCUGCAGCACAUUUCGCGGCCCCCACAAAGGAUCUCGAGAUCUCUGCUCAGGAUGACAUGCACUACUGUCUCGCACACCUUGCCACCAACCUCAAGGCACUUGUAAUUCAGGACCCCAAGACAGACAUGUCCAGGGUUACCAUGGACAUCCAUGUCGGCCAUCUCAGCGACCUUGAGGAGCUUCAAGGCAUUGCUCAAUUCUAUAUCUCGCCAGACCACCUCAAGAGUGCAUUGGACCGAUUCACCCAAUCCUUCCUAGAACAUCUCUUCAAGUCAUCAUGCUCGGAGCAAGAGACCAAGGCUGUCGACAGAGACCACAAGUUCACCCCCUUUGACUCCGUUUCCAAGCGCAUUACCACCGAGGUCGAGAAGAACGGCAAACAGUACAUCGCCACCAAGAGUGCCACCAACACUAUUCUCAAGCCCUGCACCCCUGAUGCCAAGACUGCCACCCAGUACCAAAAGGUCACUGACAGCUUUACUUUGCGAGGUUUUGGUUUGCUCAGCAUUUCUAUGAACACUGAUGGUCAGUGGAAGCUCCUUGAUCUUGUUCCUGUGUUUGACCCUCCCUGCUCUGACAUUGCAACAAUCAUCACCAAGGCUCAGCUGCUCAAUACCUCAGUUCAGAUGAUCACUGGUGAUGCCAUCACUAUUGACAAGGAGACCUGCAAGAUGCUCCAGCACCGUGUUCACUUGGCCGUGAUUACUGGGGACAAUGUCAAUGAUGCUCCCCCACUCAAGAAGGAUGGGAAGCAGUAUAUCGCUGCCAAGGAUGCCUCCAAUGCUAUUCUCAAGCAGCUCAUUGGAGCAAUCUGCAAAUCGGCUGGCGUAGAAGGCAAGAUUGCCAAUGAUGAGGCCAAAGGGUUCAUCAAGCAUGCAGAAUGCCUCAAGCUGAUUCACGGGCAGAACCUCACCAUCAUUACUGUCAGCUGA
Molecule: messenger RNA, 1314 nt
Organism: Ustilago hordei
Lineage: Eukaryota; Fungi; Basidiomycota; Ustilaginomycetes; Ustilaginales; Ustilaginaceae
Exons: 1
Coding region: 1-1314 (437 amino acids)
Biological process (GO): regulation of intracellular pH; proton transmembrane transport
Cellular component (GO): plasma membrane
Molecular function (GO): metal ion binding; nucleotide binding; P-type proton-exporting transporter activity
Source: RefSeq, a predicted model, not a curated record